Messenger RNA from Toxorhynchites rutilus septentrionalis, 540 nucleotides. RefSeq lists its product as uncharacterized. Lineage: Eukaryota; Metazoa; Arthropoda; Insecta; Diptera; Culicidae. The transcript has a single exon. The record is from RefSeq and is a predicted model, not a curated record. The coding region runs from base 1 to 540 and encodes 179 amino acids.
AUGGGGCAUAUGCGGAAGGUGGAGGAGGAUCAAUCAAAUCAAUUAAAGCGAUGUUAUCUACCGCAUCACGCUGUUCUAAAGGAGUCCAGUACCACUACGAAAUUGAGAGUAGUUUUUGAUGCCUCAUGCAAAACAUCGAACGGUAUUUCUUUAAAUGACGCAUUGUUCGUGGGUCCAGUUAUUCAACGAGACCUCAGGGCAAUUAUCCUUCGCUGUCGAACUUAUCAAGUGAUGAUUGUGGCUGACAUUGAGAAAAUGUUUCGCCAGAUAAACAUAGAUCCCAAGGAUGCACCACUGCAGAGUAUUUUAUGGCGGGCUGAUGAGAAUGAAAACCUAGCAACGUACGAGUUGUCCACAGUAACUUACGGGACGAAACCCGCACCAUUCCUGGCAACUCGCACUUUGAAACAACUGGCAUCUGAUGAACGUGAGAGAUAUCCACUAGCUGCGAAGGCAGUCGAAGAAGAUAUGUACAUCGACGACUUAAUCACAGGAACGGAUGACGUCAAUACAGCAAUAGAUUUAAGAAGACAAAUGUGA